Molecule: messenger RNA, 423 nt
Organism: Trichomonas vaginalis G3
Lineage: Eukaryota; Parabasalia; Trichomonadida; Trichomonadidae
Product: protein of unknown function (DUF3447)
Exons: 1
Coding region: 1-423 (140 amino acids)
Source: RefSeq, a predicted model, not a curated record
AUGAAGAAAAACUCAAAAAAAUAUGAAUCUCAAAAUCUUUCAUUAGAAGUCCACGAACAAAACACAAUUUACAGAGCUAUUAUGGACGACAACAAACAGGUUUUCAUAUCAUUUACCGAAAAAGAGGGAUUUGAUCCAAAUCAAACUCUAAAGAGCAAAUUAUAUCCAGAUUCAUGUGAUGUAUUUUCUUUAUUAGAAUUAUGUUGUUAUCAUGGUUCUGUCAAUUGUUUCAAGUAUCUAAUCUCAGAAUUCCACUCUAUGAUCACGCAAAACUGUUUACGAUUUUCAUUUUUAAGUGGGAAUCCUGAAAUAAUGAACCAAUGUUUGAAAGUUCAAAGUCCUGAUUAUAAAUGCAUGGAUUUUGCAAUUAUUUCUCACAAUAUUGAUUUCGUUUCAUUUUUGAAGAACGAAUACAAAGAAUAA